Mytilus trossulus (common blue mussel) is the source of this 1613-nucleotide messenger RNA. RefSeq names its product nematocin receptor 2-like. Lineage: Eukaryota; Metazoa; Mollusca; Bivalvia; Mytilida; Mytilidae. Gene Ontology annotation, biological process: G protein-coupled receptor signaling pathway. Gene Ontology annotation, cellular component: membrane. The record is from RefSeq and is a predicted model, not a curated record. Gene Ontology annotation, molecular function: G protein-coupled receptor activity. The transcript has a single exon. Bases 66 to 1580 code for a protein of 504 amino acids.
UUCAAGAGAUGAUUAUAUCAAGAAAACCAUUCAUGAAGUCGGACUUUUCUAAGUAUUGAUCAUCAAUGGCGGAACUGGACCAAGUAAAUGAUGAUACUGCAGUUACACUUCUUCCCGCCAUAAUUCUUGUUGUGAUAUACAUGCUGAUUGGACUAUUCGGAAACCCUCUUGUAGCCUUUUAUUAUGGAUGUCGCGCAAAAGCUACAUCGUCUUAUCAUUUCAUUGUGGCACUAUCAGUUUUCGACCUGAUAACAUGUUGUAUAUCAAUGCCUCUGGAAAUCGUUGACAUGAGAAAUUCAUUUAAAUUUGAAAAUACAAUUGCUUGUAAGAUUCUCCGUUUUGUCAAUUAUUUUGCCAGCAUAUCAUCUGGUGGAAUUUUAAUAGCAAUUGCAGUUGAUCGUUAUAGGAAAAUUUGUCAUCCUUUUAAAAAACAAAUUACACUGAAACUUACAAAAAUUAUCAUCGUCAUCACUUGCAUGUUUUCUACAUGUGUAUCAUGGCCAAGUUUUGUCUUUUACGGAGCACAUGAAGUUAAUGUGACGUCAGUUCCGGGAGUUGUCGGUUACGACUGCACAACAACGAGAGAUAGUUCAUUUAAAAUUUACAUAACAAUUUAUAAUAUUAUACUUUUCAUAUUUUUCUUUGUUGCGAUCACUAGUAUCAUAGUUUUGUAUUGUCUAGUUGGAAAGAGACUUAUAAGUUUGAAACAAUUUCAAUUCUAUGCCGCUAAACCAAAAUCGUCUAACACAAAUACUGCCUCACAUGAUUCCAGUGAUUUUAAAACAUCAAUUGGAAUAUUAAGUCGAAGAACCUCGAAUGUAAUCGAAAUACCCGACGAAACAGAUGACAAACCUUUAGCUACAAUCAAAGAACUCGAUUCUUCGAGUAGACCCUCUUCGGCGACAUCAAGUAGACCAGUGUCUUCCAAAAGUGAAAAUCGAGUUCACCCACAAAAUAUUCUAAACGAUGUUCAAAAAUUUACUGAAGGAGGUUCGAUAGCAUCACCUUCGAAAGGAGUUUCAUCUAUUUCUAUCCAUAUAUCAAACGAAGUCAGAAACGGAUCUGCCAUGUCAAAUCAUUCGGAUCGAUCAAGGUCAACCCGUCAAGGGUCAGCCGCAUCAGGAACAUCUCGUAUAUCCGGGUUAUCAGAGUAUAGCGACAGUAAUUACGUUCCAGCAUCAUCUGAAGCAAGAGAUGCAAGGGGUUCAAUUGACAUUGAUAAAAAAGAUAAGAAACUACAUGCUCAAAAUGUAGAUACUAAAAAAUAUACGAUUAUUAUGCUUUCAAUAUCUAUAGCAUUUAUUGUGAGCUUUCUUCCUUAUCUUGGACUUGUAACAUGGCGGACUUUAGCGAAGGAACACGAGUUUCAUCUUUUUUCGGAUGCUGCUUAUUGUGCUUACCAAAUAUUCAUACGCUCUUUUCUAAUAAGUAGUGCUGUAAAUCCUUUGAUAUAUGGAUUUUUAAAUACAGAAUUUCGUAACUUUGUCAAAACUAUUUGUCAAAAGUGCUGCUGUUGUUGUUGUUACAAACAGAAACAGACUAAGCAAAAACAAGAACAUUCUGCAUCUUUCUCAAAAUGAGACUCUGACUUAUAGUUAUCCAGUCCUCCGACA